UACAAUCACGGACUGUUGAUCUGAAGUGCUUGAAUCGCGCUUUCACAAUUCACUUCCUCUGAACCUGCGAAGCUCUUCCAUACUCACCCCUCUCGCGGCCGAUGGGCCUCCCCCGCAGCUUCAAGCUCUUCCGCACCACCAUGAGCGGAGAAAAGAUCUACGAAGGCGUAUUCGCCGUCCACAAACCCCAAGGCGUGACCUCCGCGGACGUGAUCCGCACGCUCCAGAAACACUUCAACCCGUCGGCGCUCUUCCAGCCGUGGCUGGCGCACGAGCGCGCGCGGCGCGACCGGGAGAACCAAUUCCAGCGGCGGCGGCGGCGCACGCAGCGCCUGGACCUGAAGAUCGGGCACGGGGGCACGCUGGACCCGCUGGCGACGGGGGUGCUGGUGGCGGGCGUCGGCAAGGGCACCAAGUACCUCAACAACUUCCUGGGGUGCACCAAGACCUACGAGACGGUGGUGCUGUUCGGCGCCGAGACCGACACCUACGACGUCCUGGGCAAGGUGGUGCGGCGCGCCCCCUACGAGCACGUCACCCGCGACGCGGUCGAGCGCGCCCUCGACCAGUUCCGCGGCAAGAUCAUGCAGCGGCCCCCCAUCUUCAGUGCGUUGCGGGUGCAGGGGAAGCGGCUGUAUGAGUAUGCGCGGGAGGGGGUCGAGCCGCCCGUCGAGAUCAAGGCGAGGCCCGUCGAGGUUUUGGAUUUGAGGGUCGUCGAGUGGUUCGAGCCGGGGACGCACGGGUACAAGUGGCCUGAGGUGGAGGCCGUGGGGGAGGAGAGGGAGGUUGCCGAGCGCAUGCUGAGGAAGGAGGAUGCUUUGUCGGUUGGGGAGGGUGGGGAGGCUGCUGAGGAGGGGAAGGUGGAGGCGGAGGCGGAGGUGGAGGGGUCGGCGAAGCGGAAGGCUGAGGCUGAGGCUGAGGCUCCCAAAGUUGAGGAGGGAAGUGGCCCCGCGGCUGGCGCGGAAGAGUCCGAGGAGGCCCCCGCUGCCAAGAAGGUCAAGGUGUCUGAGGACGGUGACAGCGUUCCUGCACAGUCUGGGGAGGCCGCCGCGGCGGAGUCGUCAAGCGUCCCGGAAGCAACCGAGAAGAAGGAGGAGGCACCCGCUCGGCCCCAGCCCGCCGCUGUGAAGAUCACCAUGACCGUCUCGUCCGGCUUCUAUGUUCGCUCCUUGGCGCACGACCUGGGCAAGGCCGUCGGCAGCUGCGGACUGAUGAGCUCCCUGGUCCGCUCUCGUCAGGCCGACUUCGUGCUCGAGCCCGAGAAGGUGCUCGAGUACAAGGACCUCGAGGCCGGCGAGGAGGUCUGGGGCCCUAAGGUGCAGCAGUUCCUGCAAGAAUGGGAGGACAAGAGAGCCGCUGAAAAUGAGGACGAGGGAAAGAACUAAUUCAUUCUAUCUGUAAUUGAUCUGGGUUGGGCGUUUUAAUGAAAAGGGUGGAUGGUUUGCUUCAUUUCUAAACCUCAGUUGAGUUGUAGAUAAUACAUUCCGCGGAAAGCAGGACUAAACGUCCAUAGACGAGAGGACCA
This is a messenger RNA of Aspergillus brunneoviolaceus CBS 621.78, 1525 nucleotides long. Its product is annotated as pseudouridine synthase PUS4. The coding region runs from base 102 to 1385 and encodes 427 amino acids. Gene Ontology annotation, cellular component: mitochondrion. The record is from RefSeq and is a predicted model, not a curated record. Gene Ontology annotation, molecular function: pseudouridine synthase activity; RNA binding. Gene Ontology annotation, biological process: tRNA modification; mRNA pseudouridine synthesis. The transcript has 2 exons. NCBI's taxonomy places the organism in Eukaryota, Fungi, Ascomycota, Eurotiomycetes, Eurotiales, Aspergillaceae.